Oryza sativa Japonica Group (Japanese rice) is the source of this 372-nucleotide messenger RNA. The record is from RefSeq and is a predicted model, not a curated record. NCBI's taxonomy places the organism in Eukaryota, Viridiplantae, Streptophyta, Magnoliopsida, Poales, Poaceae.
GUGGGCAGGCCUUUCGGGAUGGGCACAGUUAGGGGCUCCCUCUUCCACUUCCUCAAGGGCACCUACAACUCCCCCAACGGCGAGCGCCUCGUUGGCGGCGCGCAGGCCGUGCUGAUGAACGCGCGGGUGGGCGACAGCUUCGCGGUGUGGGGCGACCUCUUCUCCGCCUUCGACUGCACCAAGGUCUUCAUGCACCAGAAGGAGGAUCUGUGGAACUCCAUCAUCGCCGGCGCCGCCACUAGCGGCUUCCUCUCCAUGCGCCAGGGCCUCAACACCGCCGGCCGCUCCGCGCUCAUGGGCGGGAUGCUCCUCGCCCUCAUCGAGGGCGCCGGGCUCAUGCUCAACCGCGUCCUCGCCUCUCCCCGUCGAUGA